Myxocyprinus asiaticus (Chinese sucker) is the source of this 1643-nucleotide messenger RNA. Its product is annotated as protein FAM161A-like. The record is from RefSeq and is a predicted model, not a curated record. The coding region runs from base 199 to 1626 and encodes 475 amino acids. The transcript has 4 exons. Lineage: Eukaryota; Metazoa; Chordata; Actinopteri; Cypriniformes; Catostomidae. Gene Ontology annotation, cellular component: cilium. Gene Ontology annotation, biological process: cilium organization.
CAUCUGAUUGUGUACGUGUGGGGUGAGAAAUCACAACUUAUCGAUGCCUUACACAGAUUGUGUAAAUUCUAGACAGCUAUGAGAGUUAACAAAAUCAAAGCAGAGUGAUGCAAAUAUUAAUCUGAAGAUAGAAGCUCUAUGAGGAAAAAUUCAAACUGAGAGCAGUGCAGAACCGUGGAAGAAUAAACCGCCUGAAGCAUGACCCUGAUUCAGCGCACUGAGAUGCUGCAGCCAAGUGAACUUCAUGCUCUAUUUGGGGAAGAGAAGGAUUAUUCAUGCUCCCUGACUGAAAUUGUUCACCACACAGAGGAGUGUGAGCAGCAUUCUGAAGGUGAGAAUACAGCAGAGAGUAUGUGUGAUUUCAGUUCUCUCUCUGCUUCUAAAUAUGGGCAGCCAUUUGCUGCCUCUCACCUGCAGAGACAGGUAUUCUCCAACCAGGCAUACAAUACCAAACUAGAGGAACUAAAGAGAGAACACCUGAGAAACAUUGCUGAGCUCGAAAAACUCUACCUGAGCAAGCUCACACCUGGCCAGAGAGAAACACAGCUCAUUUCAAGCCGGAAAGAGAGACAGCAGAGCAUUGAUGGAGGAAAUAAGAAAGAUACAGAGAGUGAGCAUGUGGAACCCAUCCAGGUUGGUGGCAAGGUGUCAAUGGGCUGGUUGAAGAAUGGUGUCUCUCAUCUGAAGUUAAAGCAGACUUGUCAGAACUCUUUAGAGGACCACAGAAAAUCAUGUCAUUCUCAGCAGAACUCAUCUCAUAAUGUAGCCAAUCAGGUGAGGGACACAGCACAGGAGCAAUCGGACACCCUUAGACAGAAUUUCAAAGUAACCAUUCCCAAACCGUUUCGUAUGAUGCUCCGUGAGGAGGACCGGAAGCGCCGCAAUGUGAAAACUCGGUCUGAGAUGGAGCUAGAAAAUGAGAGACUGAGGAAAGAGCUGGAUGAGCUGAAAGAAUGUGGCAGGAAGUUUCGAGCUAAGCCGGCCCCCGCCUCCACUCAUAUGCUUCUUUAUGACAUCAUCGAAAAGCGACCAAAUAAGUUCCAGCACCAAAAAAAUCAAAUCAGCCCAAACAAUCUGGGUCACCAUGAAAACCACCACCAACAAGGCACUCAACGCCGUGCACCUCCAAUUCCCCAGCAACCAUUUAGCUUCAUUGAAAGAGAGCGAAAGAAAAGGGAGAAAAAACUAGCUGAUGAGCUAAACAACCUGACGUCCAUUGAAGAACGAAGGGUGUUCAAGGCCAGACCGGUACCGAAGUCUUUAUAUAGGCCCAGCUCACCAAGUUACCAGCUGUAUGGAGCAGUCGGUCUGCACACAAGAGAGCACGAGACUCACAGACACUCAGUACUGACCCCUAGCAUCCUGGAGGACACACUGCAAGAGAGUGACGAUGCUGAGCAUGAGUAUGACGAUGAAUUUCCCAGGCCACAGAACACAGACAAAUCUCUUUGCAACAGCAGCCUCAGGAAAUGGAAGAACAAGGGUGCACUGCAGAUGGAGGUAGAAAUGGAGAGAAAGAGGAAUAGAGACAGAGACUGGUCCUACAUUCAUCCCCUACGCAGGACCAGCCUCUGCCACAGCCAAGAGCUACUGAACACUUGCAAGAGUGAUUAUAUCAGUGUUUAAAUAUGAUGAUCACAGAU